Messenger RNA from Episyrphus balteatus (marmalade hoverfly), 1275 nucleotides. It is a transcript of the gene Nup35, whose product is annotated as nucleoporin Nup35. Gene Ontology annotation, cellular component: nuclear membrane; nuclear pore central transport channel; nuclear pore nuclear basket. The transcript has 4 exons. Gene Ontology annotation, biological process: regulation of DNA-templated transcription; NLS-bearing protein import into nucleus; nuclear pore organization. Gene Ontology annotation, molecular function: structural constituent of nuclear pore; single-stranded DNA binding; phospholipid binding. NCBI's taxonomy places the organism in Eukaryota, Metazoa, Arthropoda, Insecta, Diptera, Syrphidae. The record is from RefSeq and is a predicted model, not a curated record. Bases 104 to 1099 code for a protein of 331 amino acids.
UUGAAAAAAUUAUCGGCCGCUUGCAGUCUGUCACCUAUUCCUGGAAAAAAAACCAAAAAAAUUAUUUUAAAUUCAUUAAUUAUAUACUUAUAAAUAAAUAAUUAUGGAACCCAUGACCUUAGGAAGCCCCAGUGGAAGCCCUGCUACCGGUACAAGUCCAUAUUUGCCAUCAUUUUUAAUGGGUGAACCAAAUGCACCAUCAACACCACGAAAUAAUACUCUUUCUCCAAAUAAAGGGCGCAAUAUAUCUUUUGCUCCUUCACCGGGUGCAACAUCACCUCAAGAUUUCAACCGAUCGGCUCUGGGACAAAAAACAUUAUUUGGCUAUCAACAGUCAUCAUCGGGUGCCAACAACUACCCAGGAACACCAAUACAGAAUCACAAUGCAAGCAUGUCCGGACCACCAACUCAAGGCCUCUUUGAUUCUCUUCACUCGGAUCGCAAUUCAGUUCAAACCCCAACACGUUCUAAUCAAAUGGCAUUGCAACACCAAUCGAUGCAAUAUGGAACUCCGCUUAGCCAGCAAUAUCAAAUGAAUCAAUCCGUCAAUGAUUCCUACUUAUCGGCUGGCGGAAAAAACAAUAGUUUCAAUCCAUCGCGUCUCACAUCGCCACCAAUUUCAAAUCCAAUGUCGUUCGAUUAUCGCAACAAUAAUGCCAAUCUUCUACAAUGUCCGCCACUUCCGAGAUAUACUGAAUUCUGGAUUACUGUUUAUGGGUUUCCACAAAGUGCCACUUCGAUGAUUCUAUCGCAUUUUUCACAAUGCGGAACAAUCAUUGAUAAAGUGUUUCCAUCACAGAAUGGUAAUUGGGUGCAUUUGAAGUUCUCGUCCCGUUUGGAAUGUGACAAAGCCUUAAACUAUAAUGAAAAGAUACUCGGGAGUAAUAUAAUGAUUGGUGUGACGCAGUGUAAGGAUAAGAAUAUCAUAGACAAGGAAAAUGUCUGCGAAAAUAAUCAGGUAACAUCGAAAAUUCGACCACUCUCACAGGUCGCCUAUAGAAGUGCUCAAAGCGAAUCAGCCGUAGUUGCAAGCCCCAACGCACCACAAAAAAGUUCCGGUCUCGUUAACAAAGCUAUGGAUCUAUUUUUCGGAUGGUAGUGAACCAAUAAUAAAACAUGGAGAAUACAAAAAAAAAAAAAACAAUCUAAAUUAAUUUAUGUAUUGUGUUAUGUUUUUUUAUAUAUAUGUAUAUUUUCAUUAAAAUUGCAUUUCUAGCACCCUCUACUUGGGCUGCUUAAUAUUGUAAAUCAUUUCAACACAAAACGUUCUACGUA